Messenger RNA from Aureobasidium pullulans EXF-150, 891 nucleotides. RefSeq lists its product as uncharacterized. The coding region runs from base 1 to 891 and encodes 296 amino acids. The transcript is spliced from 3 exons. Gene Ontology annotation, molecular function: phosphoprotein phosphatase activity. The record is from RefSeq and is a predicted model, not a curated record. Lineage: Eukaryota; Fungi; Ascomycota; Dothideomycetes; Dothideales; Saccotheciaceae.
AUGGAUCAUCAAGGGGAGAAAGCAUCUGCGCUGGCAACAAUCAAGAACUUUCGCGAUAUCUCAAGCUUGAUCAAGACAGUUAAGCCAGGAUUGUUGUUCAGAAGCGCUCACAUUGACGAUGCGUCUCCGGAGGACCUGGACGCUCUACGUGAGCAAUAUCGCAUACGCUCCAUCAUUGAUUUGAGAGGCAUUACGGUGCUGCUGCCUGGCAAACAAGACACCGACUUUGCGCUCCAAUAUCCAGAGAAGAUAGCUCAUACCAGCAUACUUGGCCUCAACAACCACUAUAUCGACUUAUGUGGUCCGCAAUUUGGCAGAUUUGUGCUCAGUCAGACUGGUCUGUGGGAGAGGACCAAAGGCUUGGCUCACAUUGCCAUCUCACCGGCGACUGGUAUUAAAAGCUGGCAGAAAGUUACCAGUGCGAAGAUGUCCAAGGACCGCAUGUUUACACCGAAAGCAAUCAUCGACCAUUCGUUCCCACAGGUCAGAGCUGUGUUUAAGAUACUGGCAGACCCAUCAUCAUACCCUGUCUUGAUCUUGAACAAGUGGGGCAGUGAGAUGGUAUCGUUGAUUGUUUCAAUGACUAUGCUUUUACUCCAUGCAGAUAGGCAAAGCAUAUAUCUGGAUUAUGCGCAAACCUACCAGGCACUGUCUGGGGUCAGGCAGCAGAGACUAGAAGAACUCAGAGCGGGAUCUUACCCCGACGAUUGGGCCGAGCCACUACCGAAUUAUGUCAAUGCUCUGGAACAACAUCUCGAAAUGAAACACGGCGGCAUCGAACAGUAUCUACUGACAAUUGGCCUCAGCCGAUCUGAAGUUCAAAGCAUCAAGGCCAUCUUGCUUUCCGGCUCGAGACUGUCAGAGAAGAACGGGUGGCUGAUUGACGUAUGA